This is a messenger RNA of Cajanus cajan (pigeon pea), 1300 nucleotides long. RefSeq names its product phosphoglycerate mutase-like protein 1. Gene Ontology annotation, molecular function: phosphatase activity. Gene Ontology annotation, cellular component: cytoplasm. The record is from RefSeq and is a predicted model, not a curated record. Lineage: Eukaryota; Viridiplantae; Streptophyta; Magnoliopsida; Fabales; Fabaceae.
GCGAGUAAAGAAAUUUAACUCAAAUUUACAAACAAGGCGGUCCUUCAAGUCCUAUUAGAGCGGCAGGAACAGUCACAGAACAUGAGCAUGAACAUCAGGAGUAUGAUGGCAGUAACUGUAAGUUGCAGCAUCUCAAUGUUGUCACCAUCUUCUCCUUCUUCACUUCGCGCAUUUCCACUCCUUUCUCCUCCUUCCGCUCUCUGCUCCUUCUCCGGUUUGUCAGAGACUAUGGAUUGUGGUGGUGGUCCAUGUGUGUUUCCGUUGAACCGUUGCAAAACUGUUCACCUGGUCAGGCAUGGACAGGGGAUCCACAAUGUAGAGGGUGAUAAGAACUACAAUGCAUACAUGAACCCUGAAUAUUUUGAUGCACAUCUUACUCCAUUAGGCUGGCAACAGGUUGACAAUUUGCGUAAGCAUGUUCAUGAUUCUGGCCUUAUGAAGAGGAUUGAUCUAGUCAUAGCAUCUCCUUUAUUGAGGACUCUACAAACUGCUGUUGGGGUGUUUGGAGGUGAGGACUACACAGACAGAACAGAUGUGCUACCUCUUAUGGUGGCAAAUGCUGGAAACAGCAAUCGUGCUGCAAUUUCAAGUCUGAAUUGCCCACCAAUUGUUUCUGUUGAACUUUGUCGGGAACAUUUGGGAGUUCAUCCCUGUGAUAAAAGAAGAAGCAUCAGCGAGUAUCAAUUUCUAUUUCCUGCAAUUGAUUUUUCAAUGUCUCUUUUAUUUUCUUUUCAGAUAGACAGUAAUGAGGAUACUUGGUGGAAGGCUGAUGUUAGAGAGACAAAGGAAGAACUUGCAGCCAGAGGGCUGAAGUUCAUGAACUGGUUGGGGACAAGAAAAGAGAAGGAAAUAGCGAUUGUGACGCAUAGAGCAUUUUUGUUUCAUACUCUAAGCGCAUUUGGAACUUAUAGCCACCCCUUGGCAAAGAAAGAAUUAUCAAAGCACUUUGCCAACUGCGAGCUUCGCUCCAUGGUCAUUGUUGAUUGUGUGACAGGAUAGGAUGCAUUAACCACAGAAAUAUGAGGCAAGAUGCCUUCAGGGAUGGACUUCUCCUCUAGUGAUGUUGCGCAUGAGAACGCCGACAAAAGAGGUUCUGUAGAUAUUUUCAUCGUGACUCUCAGGAAAUCUAGCAUGAUUAUUUCAAAUUUUACAAAUUAUGCUUCGCUUGAAAUUGCUAUGAUUGUCUGCAGCAAGAAAUAUUUUAUGAGAAACAUUUGUCCAACAAAGUAAUCUCGUAACUCACGGAUCUCAGUUAUUACAAUUACAGCAAAGUUGAAUAUCAUAGGUUGUGAUUGGAUCA